Molecule: messenger RNA, 636 nt
Organism: Phytomonas sp. Hart1
Lineage: Eukaryota; Euglenozoa; Kinetoplastea; Trypanosomatida; Trypanosomatidae
Source: the annotation of a GenBank genome assembly
AUGCACAACCUCAACGCGCCAGAAUCUUUUGGCGCAUCGCUGGUCCAGCCGCCCUACCGGGCCAAUGAAGUUCAAUUUCAGCGCUUCACCGUCGGACUGACGGCCGUUCUUAACCAAUGGACGGCCCUGCAUCUCGUCGUCCAACAUUGCAAUCGGAACGCUCUCUCGAGUCUUCAGGAGGAUUUGAUUAGCUGGCAUCUUGAGAACGGCGAGGUCUACUCGGACGAGAUGGAGGACUUUUUCGAGGAGUUCUUCUCCACCGCGCACGAGGUUUUGAUAGAGGAUGACAGCCUCAAAGAGGUUUCGGAUGUGCUUCACGAGAUGUACUGCCGCUGCUGCCAAAAUGACUUUUCCAUCGUCGAGAAGUUUGUUCAGUUUGAGGCGACCUAUCGGCAGCUCGAUCCCGUGGGUCAGUGUGUGAACGCGGGAGUCUGCACCUCAGAUGAAAGUGAUUUAGGAUCCGUUUUCGAUGACGACGACGCUCAGCAGGGCAACCAAACAAUUCCUGAGAAUCCAAGCAAAAAUGAGGAGGAGACACCAGCCGUACUGCAAAAUACUACGGGCAAUAAGAAAUCUAAAAAACAUAGGAAAAAUCUCUAUAAAAAGAGUUCUGAUGGGUGGAAUGUCGUGCAGUGA